ACUGCAUCGAGCUCAGAUCGUCACUGACCACUGAUGAGUGAGGACACAAGACCGAAGCGCGUCUAUUGAGCUUUGCUUGGAUACCAAGUUGUUGAUACUUAGGCCAUUCGUUGCUAGGCAAUUUAGCGACACGUUAUUACAGAAAAAGGUGUUUCGGAAGUGAUAGUUCAGACAGAAGAAACUUAAAUCAAGAUGCAGACUGAAUAUAUUCAAGUAAGCUCGAAGCUUACUCCUCAAGAUUGGCAUGCUGCUAAUUAUGCACAUAAUUACAGCUCGAAGAAGGAAUUAGAGCAGGCAAAGAUGCUUCGUGAUGCGACGAUGGAUUUGGUUGGGAAAGCCUGCGAAAGAGCCAGACAAAACCAGACAGAUGUUACAAAGAAGAUUGACAAGCGACUGCAUAAGGUCACCAACUGGAAAUCAGAAGUUGACAAAGAAGCGCAAGCUGUCGCCGCUGAAAUGAAGGCGUUGUCUUAUCAUAUAAAUCUUCUAGAAAACGCGUUGAACGCCACUAACAAUCCUCUGGAGAUCCCAAAGAAGUCUCUUUCCGUCAGAAGAAAACGUACGGGCAACGAUCUUGUCCGAGAUGACGUUGAGAUACAGCUGUAUACUGAGAUUGAGCUAAUUAGCAGUGUCCAAGAAGCCUUGCGAAGAACUCUCGAGCAAGCCAUGGACCAGUAUCGGGAUCUCGAGUCGUGCUUGAAGCGUCUUCACAAGGACAGCACUGACAAAGGCCAUGCAGCCAGACAAGACGAUUCAGCUUAUCUCACGAACAACUCAUCUUCACUGUUGGGCUACUACCGCCAUGCAGUCGAGUAUGACCCUAGCGCAAGCAGUCCACCAGAAUGGGAGGCCUAUUCAACAAACAACAUCACCAGGGCUCGCAACUCGAGAUCACUUUCAGAGAACCUGCGAAGAAAGAUCCAAGAUCUCCUGGCAAAGUCAAUGCAACAGCUUAAUAUACAGUUCAACUCAGUGCAGCAAUCAUUAGCAAAGCGUAUCAACGAGACGACUGCAGCCAAACGAGAUCUGGAGAAUCAAAUACGUAAGGUCAUGGGUGAAAUCGAAGCCAUGAAAGACAACAUUGAAAUGCUUGAAAAGAACCUGGCCGAUCUUCAGACACAUCUCAAAGUUAACAACACCCGGCUGGAGCAUCGUACUUAUCGACCUAAUAUUGAGCUAUGUCGUGACAAGCCCAAGCAUGGCCUUGUGUCUGAAUACCAUGCUUUGAAUGGUGACAUCAAUGCAACUAAACGCCGCAUUCAAGACUCACGCAAUGCUUUGGAGAGGCUGAACAACAGGAAAUGGGAACUUGAGCAGGAGCACAAUGUCAAAACAUUCAGUUUGUACAUCGACAAAGACCAGGUUGGCAGGCUGAGGAAGCAGUUGGACUGGCGUCCAUUUUUGCAAAGGUCGUCAAGCGCCACCAUGUCAAAUGGCCUUCCAGGAAUCCGAGACACGUUCUGUGCAGUGAAUCAUCCAACGUCGAUGCGAAGCAUCACUACACCCAACAAGCUAAGGCUCUCGACGCCUUCUUUUUCCGGUGGCCUUUAUUCCGGUGAUAUAAUGAACGGUUCAUUAAAGCAUAGUUUGGACAGUAAAAUGCUUUCACUGCAGCUAUAAACAUCGUCAAUUACUUAUCAGUAUUGACAUAAGUUAUUACCAGCAAACACAACAUUUUGAUGCACUUUUAAAACUAGUUUAUAAGAUAUACUUAUUAUUUGCAUGGCAUUGUAUCUAAUGAUAUAGUAUUAUCCUUUAUUAUUUGAAAAGCCAUAUAUUUCAGUAUCUUUAUUCUUAAAAAAAUCUCUUUAUGUUUCAGAAAGCACCUAUUGAAAUACAAGACAAAAAUAUUCAAUCAGAAAUUAAAGUCUUCUAUAAAGAAGCAUGACCAGUUGUAGCAGUAUCAUAAUAUAAUUGUAUUACGUCGUACGCUUAAUUUAUUUUGAUGAAUUCGUUAUCCACA
Messenger RNA from Rhopilema esculentum, 1963 nucleotides. Its product is annotated as tektin-4. Gene Ontology annotation, cellular component: microtubule cytoskeleton; nucleus. The record is from RefSeq and is a predicted model, not a curated record. Lineage: Eukaryota; Metazoa; Cnidaria; Scyphozoa; Rhizostomeae; Rhizostomatidae. Gene Ontology annotation, biological process: cilium assembly; cilium movement involved in cell motility.